Molecule: messenger RNA, 1833 nt
Organism: Otolemur garnettii (small-eared galago)
Lineage: Eukaryota; Metazoa; Chordata; Mammalia; Primates; Galagidae
Gene: SPSB4
Product: splA/ryanodine receptor domain and SOCS box containing 4
Exons: 3
Coding region: 741-1562 (273 amino acids)
Biological process (GO): intracellular signal transduction; proteasome-mediated ubiquitin-dependent protein catabolic process
Cellular component (GO): SCF ubiquitin ligase complex
Molecular function (GO): protein binding
Source: RefSeq, a predicted model, not a curated record
GGAGGGGGAGGCGGAGGCGGCUGCAGCAUCCAGAGCUGGCCGCGGCGGCCGGCGCGCCCCGCGCACAAAGGCGCCCAGCCUCUGGGGAGGACGAUGAACGCACCGCAGCUCCGGCCCGUGCAGCUACCACUGCGUGCGCUCAGGGCGCUGAGAAAGAUGCCGGGCUCACUGGGGGCCAGCGGCCGAGGCGCGGCCGGUGCGCCCUGAGCGCGAGACUCGCCGCCCUCUGGGUCAGGAGCCAGGCUUCCGAGCAGCUAAGCGCGCGGGCCUCUGCGCGCCCCCAGGAUCCGCGCAGUAAGGCGCUUCCCCACUCCCGGCCCGACCCCCCACGUCCUCUCGUCUCGCCUGAGCGCCAACUUCACCAAGAACGCUCUUAACUCUAGGCCAUCCUGCCUGGCAGAGGGGGCGCUGCUGCCGGGCAUCAGCCGUGAGGACGCGCCCCUGGCCCUGGGGAGGAAGCCGGCAUCUGCGGGGUCGCUCGGGCGCCCCUGAGUGGGCGGCGGCGGCAGCAGAAGCCUCUCCGGGGAGUCCAGGACCUGCCAACGCUGGGGAUUCUUCCCGGGCAGGCGCUUGCCCUCUCUUUUAUGGAGCUUGGGCCCCCGCCCCAGCCCGGCAGAGGCUGUGGAGGUCUACGGUCCGGGAGCCGUGUUCCCAGUCCCGUGGCCCAUCCCUGGCUGCAGGGAUUGCAGGCCCCCACGACGUAGCCGUGGCCUGCAGUGGCCCUCUACUGGAGGCAAACCAUGGGCCAGAAGCUCUCAGGGAGCCUCAAGUCGGUGGAGGUGCGGGAGCCAGCGCUGCGGCCGGCCAAGCGGGAGCUGCGGGGCACAGAGCCCGGGCGGCCGGCGCGGCUGGACCAGCUGCUGGACAUGCCGGCGGCGGGGCUGGCUGUGCAGCUGCGGCACGCGUGGAACCCCGAGGACCGCUCGCUCAACGUCUUCGUCAAGGAUGACGACCGUCUCACCUUCCACCGGCACCCGGUAGCCCAGAGCACGGAUGGCAUCCGCGGCAAGGUGGGCCACGCCCGCGGGCUGCACGCCUGGCAGAUCAACUGGCCCGCCCGGCAGCGCGGCACCCACGCGGUGGUCGGUGUGGCCACGGCGCGGGCUCCCCUGCACUCCGUGGGCUACACGGCACUGGUGGGCAGCGACGCCGAGUCGUGGGGCUGGGACCUGGGCCGCAGCCGCCUCUACCAUGACGGCAAGAACCGUCCUGGCGUGGCCUACCCAGCCUUCCUGGGACCCGAGGAGGCCUUCGCGCUGCCCGACUCGCUGCUGGUGGUGCUGGACAUGGAUGAGGGCACGCUCAGCUUCAUCGUGGACGGCCAGUACCUGGGGGUGGCCUUCCGAGGCCUCAAGGGCAAGAAGCUGUACCCGGUGGUGAGUGCCGUGUGGGGCCACUGCGAAGUCACCAUGCGCUACAUCAAUGGCCUUGACCCCGAGCCCCUGCCACUGAUGGACCUGUGCCGGAGAUCCGUCCGCUCAGCCCUGGGCCGCCAGCGCCUGAGAGACAUCAGCUCCCUGCCCCUGCCUCAGUCUCUCAAAAACUAUCUGCAGUACCAGUGAUGUCAGGCACUGAUGCACAGCGUGGCCAUGUCCGGCAGGGCCAUGCUGUGCUCCUGGCAUUCAUGGUCAUGUGGCACACUGGGAAAAGGAUCUCCCCACCCUGGUUCCCAGGACAUUCAGUUCUCUGAAAGGCCAGGACAUGGCACCAACUUUGGAAACAAAAUGCGUGUUGCCAACAGUAUUUACUGCCCUCGGAGCAGUCCUCCCAAGUCAGACACCUCCUUGGGAGCCACAAAGAGCCUGGAGCCUGGAGCCACAUCUGGAAAUCCUG